Owenia fusiformis is the source of this 2157-nucleotide messenger RNA. NCBI's taxonomy places the organism in Eukaryota, Metazoa, Annelida, Polychaeta, Sabellida, Oweniidae. The record is from the annotation of a GenBank genome assembly.
AGUAGCGACGAUUCAAUAUGGCGGUCUGAGUCAAGAAUUUAAAAUACAAUACAAACUGUAGUCAACAUGGCCCGACCAAGUAACUCCAGGGAGGCAAAGGAGCUCUAUGAAUUGAAACAAAGAGCAGUGGAGUAUUACAGCGAAAAUGGAGUGCCUAAAAAGAUGGAAGAACUACUAAAUUCCAUGUUUUAUGAUGACCCUGAAGAUGUUUAUGGACAUGUAGCUAAUUAUUUUGAAGGUUAUGCAAAAACUCCAACUAUAAAUAAAGUGAAAGCUAUGGAGGCAUUAGACAGCAAAGGACAGCCAACCUUACAAACAGAGGUGUAUUGCAAGAUUAAAAACUUUGAAAAGUUGGUGGCUAGUAGUACAUCAAACAGUCCGAACAGUCGUUUGUCUGAGGCUGCUAAGAUAGAAGAUAUUGAUGAAGAGAUGCAGGAAAAGAAAGAUUCAGUCACAGCUGCUGUUGGAUACAUCAAUGACACUCUCAAUGAUAAGCUUCACUUCCUGGAUCCCACCAACCAGAGUGAAGCAGACACUUUAGUCAGCAAUGAGAUAAAGAAACUACAAGAAGAUUUUGAAGAGAAGAAUAAAGAGCUAGAAGAGAAGGAACCAACACCACCACCUCAAGAGACUCCCCCACCAUCCAAGAAAGGAAAGUCACCAACCAAGAAAGGCAAGGGUCCCCCUGUGGUCAUCAUCCCUGAUGAGCCCUUGGAGAAGUUGUUCAGUGGCUGCAAUGCUGUUGGGGCCUUAUCAAAGGCGAUCUGUGAAGCUGGAGCACAAGUGAAAAAUGUCCCUCUGUAUGAACAUAUAGCAACACUCAGGCUAAAACAGGCUCCAGGGAGCUAUACCCUACCAGUCCCCAUGGUGACAAUAUUACAGAGCGGCAAAGCAGCUCCUGGUAAACUGAAUUGUGUCAAAGAAUUCAUGAUUACCCCAAAACCUGGAAUGCCUGUACAAGAGGCUGCGAAACACAUCUCAAACAUUUAUCAAGUCAUUGCCAAACAGUUGUUCCAAAAGACAGGGAUUGCUGCCAAGUUUGUCAAUGACAAUGGGGCCCUAGUGCCUACAAUGGACCGCCCAGAACAAGGGUUAGAUAUGAUCCAAGAGGCCAUGACGCUCCUAGAACUCACUGCAGGAGAAGACUUCCAUAUUGUCAUAAAUGCUGCUGGUCAGGAAUGUUUUGACUUUGACAAGGGGAAGUAUGAAGUGACAACUGGCCAACAGAAGACAGCGGAGGACACUGUUGAAUUCUGGGUAGAGCUACUUAACCGUUACCCUUCUGUCAUUGGUCUAAUCGACCCACUCAGGAAACAGGAUAAAGAAUGCUGGAUGAAACUUUGUGACAGGAUUACAGAAAGAUUGUUCAUGAUUGGAGAUCACGUCUAUCACAGACCAGGUUUGCUAAAUGAUGAAGAAAUCAAUGUGGAUGAUUUCAAGACAAGUGGCAUAUCAUUACGCUAUGAGCUGAUGACAAGCGUGACAGACAUUAUCACAUGUAGCGACAAAGUGAAACAGAAUGGCAAUAUUGUCAUCCUAUCAGCCAAUCAGGCGGAGACACCAGAUACAUUUAUAGUAGACCUGGCUGUUGGUCUGGAGGUAAAGUUUCUGAGAAUAGGAGCUCCAUGUCGAGGCGAGAGAAUUGCAAAAUUAAAUAGACUCUCACAAAUAGAAGCUCAGCUAACACAACAGAAAAUAACUGAACAAAUAUUUUAUGAAUUUCCCCACAUUCAGCCUCCACCACCACCAGAGCCUGAGGAAGGAGAACUGGUUGAACCAGAACCCGAGAAAAAUAAAUCUACUCCAAAGAAGAAAUAAUAGAACCAUAUAAAAGAACAAAAUGUGUACAUCUACAAAUCUGUUUACAGCCUUCUGCCUCUUUAGAUAAAUCACCUUACGUUUAGUUGAUCAAACUUGGGACAUUCCUAAUGAACAAAAAUGCUGAUUAAAUAUACAUGCAGCUAGAGCCUACAUCAGAAAACUGAAUCAAUUUCCACCUGUUUGGGCUCAAUGUGCCACAAACCAACCAAAGUGACAGUUAAGGGAAGUAUAGUGUGGACCUUACAGUAUUUGAAAUUGCAAAAUUUUACAUUUGAUUUGACAAUGUAUGCGGAAACCACAAAUAGUUUAAUCAAAAUAAAGAACCAUUAAAUUAUU